AUGCCUGACCAGUAUAUUCUAAAGCAUUGGACUAAGGAAGCAAGGUUUGGUGUUGUCCAUGAUGUUAGAGGAAAUGAGAUUCAAGUAGAUCCUAGACUUGACAUCACGCAGAGGUAUAGACAAUUAAUGCUUAUGAUGGGAAGAUUGACAUCCAAGGCUGCUAAGACACUUGAGGGAGUUACUUGUGUUCAGAGAUGUGUCAUUGAGUUAGAAAAUCAUAUUCUUAAUGGUAAUGAAAAUAAUACUUCUGAACCAGUCAUAGAGUCACAAAAUAUGCCAAAGGGGUUCAAAAAAGAGAUGGAAAAUCAAGCAAGAGACGUUGGAAAGGCACAAAGUAAUGAAAUUCCAUCACUUGAAGCCAUAGAUCUUAUGGAAAACUACUCACAAGAUUUCUUUCCAACUCUGUCAGCAACAUCUAUCCUGCAACCAGUAUAG
Molecule: messenger RNA, 435 nt
Organism: Prosopis cineraria
Lineage: Eukaryota; Viridiplantae; Streptophyta; Magnoliopsida; Fabales; Fabaceae
Product: protein FAR-RED IMPAIRED RESPONSE 1-like
Exons: 3
Coding region: 1-435 (144 amino acids)
Source: RefSeq, a predicted model, not a curated record